AUGAAGACUUGGCACACCACUUCUGAAAGGUUGCCGACCCCUGCAUUACAGCACGGGAUGAAACCUCCAGGAAUCCAGCUAACCAAAACUGGCAACCCUAUGUGGGGGGCCUGUUCCUCCCCCCUGGGAACCCCCUCCCUUUGGGUAAUGCACCUUGUCCUCCACCUGCAGGUGAGCGAAUUGGUGCAAUACCUGCUGGUCAAGGAUCAGAAGAAAAUCCCCAUCAAACGGGCAGAUAUCCUGAAAAAUGUCAUCAAAGACUACAGAGGCGUCUAUUCUGAGAUCAUUAAGCGAGCCGGCAGGACCCUCCAGCAGGUUUUUGGGCUGCAGCUGAUGGAGAUAGACCCCAAGCAUCACAUCUACAUCCUGGUCAGCAUCCUGCCGCGCCUGGAAGUGGAUAACCUGAAACAGGAUGAUUGCACAGCAAAGCUGGGCCUCCUCACUGUCAUCCUCAGCUUCCUCUUCAUGAAGGGCAAUGCUGCUAAAGAAUCUGCUGUGUGGGAGACAUUGAGGAGACUGCGAGUUGACCCUGGAGUGAGACACGAGGUCUUUGGGGAUGUCAAGAAGUUGGUGACUGAGGAAUUUGUCCGCCAAAAGUACCUGGAAUACAACCGCAUACCCCACACAGAUCCACCUGAGUUUGAGUUCCAGUGGGGAGCACGGGCUGCCAAGGAGACCUCCAAGAUGCAGAUCCUGCGCUUUGUCGCCAAGAUCCAAAACAAGGACCCCAAGGCCUGGAGCACUCAGUACACUGAGGCGGCAGCUGAGGAGGCAGCUGCGGGGGGCCUGUUCCAAGACAUUACCACCCCUGGAGACACUGGUGGGGCCAGCCAGGGGGCACGGAGGAGGACCCGAUGAGCCUUAUCCACUUCACCCACAGGUGGUCUGCCCCAUGAUGCCUUGUGAACCAGCAGACCUGAGAAGUAGGGGAGCUGUGGCCUCUGCCCAUGCUGAGCCUAGCAUCCAGCACCCAAGGGUCCACUGUGGCAGCUGCCUCUGCCCUCCUGAUCUCAGCCCACCUGAGACAUGGCCCAUGGACAAAUGGGUUGUAAAAUGCAGUUUGAUUGUUGUAUAUUGAUGAGCUCAGCUGCAGAGACCACUCCUCACCUUUCUGGAGGGGGGCAUGGGCAGCUUGUGUGAACCCCUCCCUCCGGAGUUGCCAUGGAGUGGGUUUCUGCCGCACGCAGGGGCUGGCUCAGAGCUGGGCACUGACAUGACCUCUGAUCCUUGUGAUUCACCCACGACGCUUUUAAAUAAAGUCCCCUUAGUGGAGUA
This is a messenger RNA of Emys orbicularis (European pond turtle), 1275 nucleotides long. Its product is annotated as non-structural maintenance of chromosomes element 3 homolog. NCBI's taxonomy places the organism in Eukaryota, Metazoa, Chordata, Testudines, Emydidae. The transcript is spliced from 8 exons. Bases 1 to 858 code for a protein of 285 amino acids. The record is from RefSeq and is a predicted model, not a curated record. Gene Ontology annotation, cellular component: nucleus.